Molecule: messenger RNA, 1427 nt
Organism: Rhea pennata
Lineage: Eukaryota; Metazoa; Chordata; Aves; Rheiformes; Rheidae
Gene: SELENOF
Product: selenoprotein F
Exons: 4
Cellular component (GO): endoplasmic reticulum lumen
Molecular function (GO): oxidoreductase activity
Source: RefSeq, a predicted model, not a curated record
GGGGCCUUUGGCGGCCUCCCGGCGACGCUGGCAGUAGCGGCCCGGCACCAAGAUGGUAGCGGCCGCGGAGCUAACGGUCGCGGGGCGCUGCUGGCUCUGGUUGAUGGUGGGGCUGCAGGCGGUAACUGUAUAUGGAGCACAGCUGUCAUCAGAAGCUUGCAGAGAACUGGGCUUCUCCAGUAACUUGCUAUGUAGUUCUUGCAACCUUCUUGGACAGUUCAGUCUGAAUCAGUUGGAUCCAUUCUGCAGGCAGUGCUGCCAAGAGGAAGCUCAGCUGGAAACCAGAAAGCUUUAUGCAGGAGCUGUCCUAGAGGUAUGUGGAUGAAAAUUGGGAAGGUUCCCUCAAGUCCAGGGCAACCUAAAAGCAAGUUCUUUGGAUCUUCAAGCACAUCACAAAAAGAAGGAUGGCAUUGGAUGGGACCCUGGGACCUCUCACUGGAGAAGAUGUAGUAAAAGGAAGACAGCAGAAUUGUGCCUUGAUUGUAUAGCAAACAUUCUUGCAAGCUAAGCAGGUAUAAAAAAAGUUAAUCCUCACUAUAGAUUAUAAUGUACAAAACAAUUUUAGCUUCGGAAUCAGCUACAGAGAUUUAUAAAUGUGGCAUAUCUUUACUAGUUAGUCACAAGCAUUCUGAUUUUACUCUUAAAUGAUCAAGGUACUUAGAAAACUCUUACCUCAUCUGCAAGUAGUGAUAAUUCACUGCUGUUUGCAGCAUCGUAAUCAUAGAGAACUCUUGCCUUCCUGCUGCCACUUAAUGACUUCAGUUCACUGAAGCCUGAAGUAACUAUUGAAUUGGUUACUGAAGGCAAUGAAGCAGAGGCUGAGGCCAAGACUGAGGGAGCAGAAACGUUUUGCACAGGGGCUGAGGAAGACUGAUUAUUGUUAGACAGGAAGGUAGAUGGAAAGCUGUGGAAGAAAACAAAACAAGUUAACUACUGGGUAAAUCAGUUCUACAUGGAUAAUCAUAUAUGCCUCCAUGCCUAGAUUAAUAUUCUUGCUUUUCUUAUCAACUAUGAAAUAAGCACCAGUAGACAGCAGCAGCAGAAUAGCACUAAUACUUGUAUAAACUAAAAACACCUUCUCUGAACCUGUAGGAUAAACCAAGCCAAUAUACUUUAAAAGAAAGACUGUCUCCUUAAAGAAAAAAUUGAUAUUUGCCUCCUAAAAGAAAAAGAAAAGCACUGUUGGUAAGACUCAAUUCAGUAGUUUAACAAACAUUUUCUUUGGCAGCUCUGCCGGUAAAAGUAGCCUCCACCCCCCGCUGCUGCUCAUUCCUUAAUUAUGUGGCUACAAUUAAGAUUGUGCUGGUGAACCAGAUCAGGGAAACAAUGAAGGUUAAAAACAUACCCUCCCUCUGAAAAGAAAACAAAAAACCCACAGUAUUUCACAGUAUUUUUUUUUUUAACUCAGUCUGUUGAUACAGCUUGCU